Emiliania huxleyi CCMP1516 is the source of this 1277-nucleotide messenger RNA. RefSeq lists its product as hypothetical. Lineage: Eukaryota; Haptophyta; Isochrysidales; Noelaerhabdaceae. The transcript has 4 exons. The record is from RefSeq and is a predicted model, not a curated record. Gene Ontology annotation, molecular function: glycosyltransferase activity. The coding region runs from base 12 to 1277 and encodes 421 amino acids.
UCGCCUGCGCGAUGGCUGCACGCGCGCUCACAGGCACCUACGCCUGGGUCGUUGGCGGCGCUGGGGUGAUUGGCACUGGCUUGGCUCGCGGUCUCCUUCGCGCGGGCGCGACGGUCAUCGUCAACUCAAGGCACAAGGCCAGGCUCGAAGCCCUGAGCGAAGACCUUGGCCGCCCGGAGCGGCUGAUUCCUCUGCACGGCUCGAUGUUGGCCGAUGAGGCCGAGCAGACAGUAGCGGCGGCGAUGGAGAUAACCGGUGGCGCCUUAGAUCACGUCGUCACGCACAGCGCCGUCCGUUGGUGGGCGGGCCCCAAGGGCUCGUGCGACGAGACCAACACUCUCGGCUCGCUGCGCGGCAAGCUGCUCUCGCUGACGCACGAGCAGUUCGCGGAGCAGGCGGCUCUGCUGCCGACGAUGCAAUUUGCCGCUUGCCGACUCCUCGUCCCGCGGCUCGAGGCCGUGGAGGGCGCGAGCUACACGUUCGUCACCGGCGGCGCGGGCGGGGACUCCCGCUCUCCGCUCGGGCAGAUUAACGCGCAGGCCGUGUGGGGCCUCGCCGCCGCGCUACGCUCCGAGACGCACGCCUCGCCCCUCAAGGUGCACGAGGUUCGGCUCGGCCUCCGCUUCAACCGCAGCCACCCGGAACGGCUCGCCGAGCCGCGCUCUUCGCCGCUCUCGCAUGAGCUGGGCUGCGUCGUCGCCGGCAUCGCCGCAGCGCCGGCUGCGGAGGCUCCAAAUGGGCUCCACGAAAUCUUCUCGCAGGCGGAGCUCGAGGCUGCCAAGGCGCGCUUUCCGGUCGUGUUCUCCGCCGAGUGCAAUCACCUCUUCGACUGGCACACUGCUGCUCUCGUCUACUCGAUGGAGCUCUCUGGUUUUGGCAAGACGGCAAACCUGUCGAGGCUGCUGGCGUGCGCGGGCAAGGAGCGGGAGGCGUAUUCAGAGGCGAACCUCGCUCUCGCGCCGCACACCUUUGUUCACCGCAAUAUGCGGGACGAUCCGCUCGUCGACGAGAAGGGGUACCCCUCGUACAACAAGCCUUACUCCGUCAUGGCGUGGCUUGCGGAGCGACCGCCGCUGCCUGACGGAGAGGACGAGUUUGUGCUCAUGACGGACGCGGACAUGGUGUUCCGCGCGCCCGUCGAUCACCUCGCCCUCGGCGCGGCGCGAGGCGUCGUCGUCUCCGCCGAGUACACCUACCUCGUCGGCACCGAGAGCGGCUUUGCAAGGCGCUUCCUCGACGAGUCGCUGCUGCCGCGCCUCGCGCAGGACUGCGGCUAG